GACGUAUUAUUUCUCCUUUCCGCUGCAAAGUUUCUUACCGAGAAGACGUACUUUGCCUAGCUCCCAAGCUGUUGUGUUCUCUUGUCUUCCAUCAUUCAAAGUUACUAGAAUAUGGUCUUAUUCUAGUAACCUUGCUAUCAUUGUGUAUCAAGUCGUAUCUAGUAACUAGUAUCUAUACGACAACAUACCGCCAUUUUAUUUAGCUUUGCUAAUUAAAUUACCGCUCUCAAGUAAUUACCCAGGAGUUGUAAUUACUUUACCGCUAUCGAAUGAUAAUUAUUUAUUAUUUUGAUAAUCAAAUUACCGUAACCAGAUAGCUGGUUGACCAACUACCGAAUCCACGUGUGUUGAGACGAAGCGGCAACGUGUGAGUGCUUUUGCUGUCCAAAGGAGUAACAUCUUCCGCAAACGCGAGAUGUUUUCCAAAAGCGUAGAAGACCUCCUGGCCGAGUUGACGAGGGUAAUGCUCGAUGCACCUGAGCUUAACGACCCAGAUUCCGACCCGGAGUCAGAGAUGACCAUCGAGGAAGUCUCUAGGGAGGACCCAAAAGAUCUGAUGGAUCUACCGGAGCCUCCGAGAGAGCUACCGCAGAUGUCAGAUGCGAGCACGCAGACCUCCGCAGCCACGAAACCAAUAACGUUUGCUGCACCUAGUAAAACGAAAUAUAUCAAACUAUCCAGAGUCCCAGUCGGAUACCCUGCGGCGACGUUGGCAACAACUGCUACCGAUAAACCGGAAGUGCCGCGACUUGCCGUAAAGCAGGUGACUUCAUCCCCAGUGACAGGGAAACAGGAGGUGACCAAUGAAGUUGGACAGAGUCAAGACCCGACUCACUCGUCGACCGGAAAAGGUCGAUCGACCAAGCGACCAUGGCUAGCAUCAUCAGCCCCUGGCCCACCACCAGUCAACAAGACCAAGGGUUCCACUGGACCAGUGGCGACGUCCACGUCAACUAUGGAGCCACACCGAGAUACGACUGUCAAGAAGCAGCGUCAAUCCUCUCCUCAGCCUCGUGCGAAAAGACGGAGACGGUCUCGCAAGAGACACCGUCCAUUACCGCCACAUAUGCAGCCGCUUUGUUGGAACUGCCACCGAGAAGGCCACCGCUACUCGGACUGUCCCGAGAAGACUGAGCAGGGCCUCACCAAGUUCUGUCGACGAUGCGGACGAACGGGCGUUACCCUAGGCGAGUGCCCGACUUGUCAGAAUCAGUGGGAGCGUGAAGUACGACACUAUCCCAGCGCUGGACGCUAUGUACCGAUAGAGGAGUUUGAAUGGUAUAACCAAGGAAAAGCCUUUGAAAAUUUCUACCAAAGAGAGCCGUGAACGAGUCAUUACCGUUCCGAAUUCUAGUCUGAAUUACCGAGUGAUGUACCGCGAAAUGGAGUAUCACAAUAAAAAUGAUACGUCGUUGUUAUCGCGGUAGAAAAAAAUUUCUUAUUUCUCGCCUCCGGGCGGAAAGCGUCAACUUUCGUCCUGCUGUGCAAAACGAAGUUGCCGCUUUCCGCAUCCGUCGAGGAGAAAAAUAGUAUACACUCCUCGGGAAGUAAAUAAGAAAGCCUCAGAUCACAUGUUUGUGGUUGGUUGGCUUCGCCUCGGCCAACAAUUACAUGUGGUCUGAAACAUUUCUUACUUUACUGCCCUAGGUAUGUAAUAUCCCUGCUUAAAAAAUCCGAUAGAUUCUUAUAACUGUAUAGACCCUAUACUUAACUAUAACACUUCUCAUAGAACUCAUUCAUUCAUAUAAAAUCUCUGUGGGAAUUUAUGAAAAUCUAUUGGAUUUUAUGAGACUUUCUAAACAGGGAUACUAAUUUAUCCUGCCCGUAUUUAGCUUACGAUGGAGACGUAUGUCCUGGAUGACAUCUUACCGCUAUAGACUUGCGUCUGAUACUGCCACGUAAAUGAUAUUUUUUUCUUGAUGUCUAAUGAAAUUUUUAUAUAAAUUUACACUUGUAUAAAUAUAAAUUACUUAAAAUUCAAUGCGUAUCCUCGUGGAAUUUAAAAAUUUUUUCAUGAAAAUUGUUAAGAAAUGGAUAAAAAUAAAAAUGAAUAUAAAGUCAAUUUAUUAUUAUUAAAUUAAUUAACAUAGUAAAUUAUAUUUUUGCAAAUUACAAGACUUGUUCAUAAUUACAUUGUUAUAUAUAUUUAUUAUAUUAUCAAUAAUUUCAAUUAAU
Microplitis mediator is the source of this 2175-nucleotide messenger RNA. RefSeq lists its product as uncharacterized. Gene Ontology annotation, molecular function: zinc ion binding; nucleic acid binding. The transcript is spliced from 2 exons. The record is from RefSeq and is a predicted model, not a curated record. NCBI's taxonomy places the organism in Eukaryota, Metazoa, Arthropoda, Insecta, Hymenoptera, Braconidae. The coding region runs from base 416 to 1327 and encodes 303 amino acids.